CAGAGAUCCGUAGAGCAUGUGACGAUCAGCUGACUCCAUCCGGAAGCUUUGAGGAAGCAGACAACCACAACAACAAAUCCUCUUAGACAAAAUUUGAAUUUCUAGAUUUAUUUACCGCUGUUAAUCAUGGAGGCGACCUUAGAGCAGCACCUGGAUGAUACCAUGAAGAACCCAGCAGUUGUCGGUGUGCUCUGCACGGAUCAACAAGGACACAACCUAGGCUGCCGUGGCUCGCUGUCUGAUGAACAUGGUGGUGUUGUGUCAGUUUUGGCCAAACAAGCUGCAGCUCUCACCAGAGACCCGACAGACACGCCGACUGUGUGCUUGGAGUCUGAGUCAGGAAACAUUUUGGUGAGGAGUCACGGGACCAUCACAGUAGCAGUUCACAAGAUCGCAUCCUGAAGACGCCAGGGCUCACCGAGGCAAUAUAUUGUAAAGAAAUGUACAUGUAAACAAACACAUAAGUAUGAUAACACAUUCUGAAUGAACUUUGAGAGAGAGAAAUCUGUGGUUUCCUCAUUGGUCUGCUGUGUUUUCUGUAUUUUCAGGUCCCGUAUUUAAACCAGAUUGCGCUCGCUGAUUUUCUAAUACUGAACACUGGAGUGUGAAUCCUUUCUCUCGUAAAAUUCAGUCACACCAAUCUGUUAGUAAUGCUAUUUUAUUGAUGCUGUGUACAGAACAUGUCCUAUAUCAUAUUACAUCCAGCUAUGUUACUGCUUUUUGUUUAUACCUUUAUCCUUCAAUCCAAGGCAGUCAUGCACAGAAUAACAAGCUUUAAUAAACCUUAACUUGACUUUG
Molecule: messenger RNA, 798 nt
Organism: Lates calcarifer (barramundi perch)
Lineage: Eukaryota; Metazoa; Chordata; Actinopteri; Centropomidae
Gene: lamtor5
Product: late endosomal/lysosomal adaptor, MAPK and MTOR activator 5
Exons: 4
Coding region: 127-402 (91 amino acids)
Biological process (GO): cellular response to amino acid stimulus; positive regulation of TORC1 signaling
Cellular component (GO): lysosome; Ragulator complex; cytoplasm
Molecular function (GO): guanyl-nucleotide exchange factor activity
Source: RefSeq, a predicted model, not a curated record